AUGUCCAGCACUACCCUCGUCGCAUCUUUCCGCCCACCACACCUCACACUCCCCCAUUCCUCUUUCGCCUCUCCCGACGACGACCAAGUUACCACCCCUCUCGACCCCACUCCCUCCCCCUUCCUCCCUCCCUCUGCAAAACCCAGCCCUCCGCCUUUUGCCACCGACGACCAGUCCCCAUCACAGCGCGCCGCCGCCUACCUCAAGUUUCUUUCCGACUGCAACCCGAUCCGUGUGGUAGACGACGGCCACGAGUCUGAUUCAAAGCCGGAAAGGACGGAAGGCGCGACGCGCGCCGACGCGUAUGAGGGGCGUGGUGGCGCCGAGGCUGAAGGCGAGGCUGGGGGUGAGGUCGCGGGCGGUGCUCCCAACGCUGCGUCUGCAGAAGUACAUAUACAGGUGGCAGUGGCAAACCUUUCUGCCGUUUAUUCUCAGCCGACCUUACAAGAUCCUACCCUCCCUCAUCGAAUGGCGGGCUCCUUCACCAUCCCUCCUAGCCCCCUCUCGUCAUCCAACCUUCUUUGUGCAACUCCGCCUCUCUCAACUUCUCUCCUCUCGUCUUCUCUCUCCCGCCCGCCCUCUCGCCGACAGACCUCUACCUACUACCAGGCAGUCCCUUCUCUCGCUACUCCUCGCAGAUUCGCAGACUCGAAGCAGGACGUCGCUCUCACGGCGCUGCUCGCGGAGAAAGACCCAGGUACGCGCCGCUGGACGCGAGCGGUGGCGAACAGGACCAAAUUCAAGAUCGAGGCGAGCGUGGAUGAGAGCAUGCUCGAGCGAGACUUGAAGGGGGAGGUGUCGGUGGAGAGAGUAAUUAGCUGGCCGUUGUAUGAAGUCAGCGGAGUGAUCAUGGAUCGCCAGCAGGUGGUUGACCAGCUACAGCAGAACCCCGUUAAGAUGCAGCGCAACCCCGUGCAUACCCCCAAACGACGCGCCCACUUUGCCACCGGCUCUGUCGACCAACUCGAUCACCCACCCGAGCGCGUGCCAUCCCCGCCGACUCCCGAUAUCGACCCAGAGCGAAUCUCCGGAUCCCAAGACACGAUCGAUGAUGGGCAAGUCGAUGAUCCAGCAAAGACUUUGCAGCAGUCGCAGCAGCAGCCCUCCCAAGCUGCCUUCACCGAUCCCUGUCAGCCCUCUCAGACCUCUGCAUGUCCACAGCCACAGCUACAGCAGCGAGCCCCUGCCCCUAAUCCUUUUGCUACCUCUCUCCUCCCUCCCACCUUCAUCGAGCCCCAGCACAUCCUCAAAGUCGCAGGCUCCCCUCCUCCCUCCGCUGCAGCACCAAAGAGAAGAGUGCGAUACGCUCACCGCUCUUCUUCCCGUCUCGGCGUCCACCUUCCUGCCGUCGUACCGCAGACCCCAAGCCCGACCCCUUCGGUGUUUUUCGCUGCGUGCGCGAGGGCCGAUGCGAAGAUGGCUGCUAAAGCCGGCAAAGGAGAGGAAGAGAAGCGCGAAGAGCAGGAUGAGCAGGAGACGAUUGCGGAAGAGGUAGAGUGGAAGAGUCGGAGGAUCAUGGCGGGUUUGGCAGAGUGGUUCACUGGGUGGACUUCGUCUUCGCCUUCUGAUACCAGCGAUGGAGAGGGAGAGGAUGACAAUGAGGUGACGGGAGGGAUGAAUGCGAGGGAGAUGGAGUCGCUUUGCCCUAUCGCUGGGGUCCAGGGUCAGUUCUACUGA
Messenger RNA from Cryptococcus amylolentus CBS 6039, 1677 nucleotides. RefSeq lists its product as hypothetical. The coding region runs from base 1 to 1677 and encodes 558 amino acids. The transcript is spliced from 3 exons. Lineage: Eukaryota; Fungi; Basidiomycota; Tremellomycetes; Tremellales; Cryptococcaceae. The record is from RefSeq and is a predicted model, not a curated record.